UCUUCCGCUCGGGCAGUUUGAAACCGUCGGUGCCGCCGGCCGGAGCCCGCAGACUUACUUUGUGCAGAAUGUCAUCUGAUGAGGAGAAAAGCACAAGUCCAGUUUUGCCAAAAGACUCUGUUCAGGACAGUUCUGUUUCUUCAGAUCCUCAGGAUGAAUAUGAAGAGCUGUUUCGUUAUACUGUAGUAACUCCAAGGUUUGAACAGUGUGUCUCAAAGUUGCCAGAACCUGCCUCAGAACAGAGACCAGCUGACAGAACUUCCAGGCUAACUGAUGAUGCCAGUCACCGUAAAACUCCAGUCUCAACAUCAAUGAAGCAGGCCCAUAUGGAACAGCCUGCUCUUUCAGAAGCAAGUUCUUCACAAGGGUCCAUACAUGGUCCGAGAGAAGUCAGCAAAACCUCAGUGACUGAAUUAACUUCACCAGAGGAAAAACUCACUCAAAUAGAAAAUAUACUUGAUCUCUGGAGUGGAAGUCUUAAGACAAAUAUUCUGACUGAACUGAAAAAUUGGAAACUUAAUUUGAUUCAACAUCACAAGCUUCAAAUGAGACAAGAGAAAGAGAAACAUGCCGCACAUGUGAAACAAUUGCAGAAUGAGAUGGAAAACCUGAAGGAGUUACUUCAUACUUAUGAAAUCUCUAUUAGCAGGAAAGAUGAGGUAAUUACUAACUUGACCCAAGCAUUAGAGAAGCAAAAGGAGCGAGUAGAGUUGAUGAGAAAGUUUACGAUGUGGCGGAUUCAGCAUGUUAAAACCAAACAAGAGGAGUAUGCAAAUAGCAUAGCGGACAGACAUUUCCAGACAGCUUUGAUGAAGAAAGUGUGGGCAGCAUGGCGCUCUGCUAGUGAAGUAAGAUGGAAAGACAAAGUAGCAAGAGCCUGUCAGUUAAGGGCAGAAGAUGUGUGUGUUCAGCUGACCAAUGAUUAUGAAGCCAAAAUUGCAGAGCUAACUGCUACUGUGGAACAGAGGAAAGCUGAGAUUCUGCGACUGCACAGUGAAAGAGAUCACUAUGAAGACACCAUGAAGAAAGCCUUUAUGCGUGGUGUAUGUGCUUUGAAUCUGGAAGCAAUGUCCAUGUUUCAAAGCAAGGACAGUAGGCCAGAUCCUGAUACAGGAAGCAGGAGAAAUGAUAAUGCUCCCACUGGUGCAGGAAGGCCACCUCCUUCACAGUAUAAUCCGCCCUCACCACCACCUCCACCAGCAGCUUCUCUUCAGAUGGAAGGCAUGUUUUCUAGCCACCUGGCUCAUGGAAGCACUCCUGAGACCAGGCUAGAUGCUGAUUCUCCAGGAAUCAUCAGUAGCACAGCAGGAUCUGGUGUGACAUCAAUUCAAAAACUGCCCAUGGCAAAAGUAAUAACAUCUGCACAACAGAAAGCAGGAAGAACAAUCACUGCUCGAAUCACAGGCCGAGCUGAUAUGGGACAAAGAUCCAGAGCUUCUGGGAGUUUAGCAGUGAUGGGAGUUGCUCCACCCAUGAGUUCAGUCAUUGUUGAGAAACAUCAUCCGGUCACUCAGCAAACCAUAUCACAAGCCACUGCUGCUAAAUAUCCUCGAACUGUGCUUCAUUCUUCCGGCUCUACCACUGCGAGACCUGCAGGACAAGCUGGGCGAGUGCUUCAGGGCCAAACCCAUGCCAGUGUUCAGUCAAUAAAAGUUGUUGACUGAUUGACUGUCUUUCUCACCGGUAGGGGUUUUUAAUCAAGGUACCUCUUCCCAGUCUUUUCAGAUUUGAUGCAGUAAGGCCUAAAGUACAUGUCAUGUUUUUACCCUUUUCUAAAAAAAAAAGGGUUUUUUUAAGCAAAAGUGCAUUUAUAAUAAAUGUCUGGAGGGGCAAAAGAACUUGAACUGUUGUUCUACCUCCAAACUUUUAUUAUUAAGACAAACACUUUUUAUUUAAGGAAUCCUUUGCACACUUUCAAAUAAAGGAUACAAUGUAA
This is a messenger RNA of Corvus hawaiiensis (hawaiian crow), 1936 nucleotides long. It is a transcript of the gene POC5, whose product is annotated as POC5 centriolar protein. Bases 69 to 1664 code for a protein of 531 amino acids. Gene Ontology annotation, cellular component: centrosome. The record is from RefSeq and is a predicted model, not a curated record. The transcript has 12 exons. NCBI's taxonomy places the organism in Eukaryota, Metazoa, Chordata, Aves, Passeriformes, Corvidae.